GCGAACCCAUACUGCACCACUAGUAGCACCCACUCAAAGCAUCCCCACCUGGCCACCUCCCCUGCCGCCCUGUCCAGUCGCUACCUAAUCUUCUUCUCAUCACACACACAGCUCUCAGCGCACACAUGGACGCCAGCCAAGGCGUCCUCCUGUCCAGCGCCCUGGUCGGCGCCGGCGCCAAUGGCGCCCCGGCGUGGCCGGAGCUGCUGGGCUCCGCGCACUGGGACGGCCUCAUCGACCCGCUCGACCUCACGCUCCGCCGCCUCGUCCUUCUCUGCGGCGACCUGUGCCAGGUCACCUACGACUCCUUCAACUCCGACGCCCACUCCAAGUACUGCGGCACCUGCCGCUUCUCCAGGGCCACGCUCUUCAGCCGCACGCAGUUCCCCGCCGCGGCCGACGUAUCCGUGGCCGCCAACCUCUACGCCACCGCGGCCACGUGGCUGCCCCCGGGGCUCAUGGUGCACUCCCUCUCCCGCGAGGCGUGGAGCAAGGAGUCCAACUGGAUCGGCUACGUCGCCGUGUCCACCGACGCCGCCGCCGCCGCCACGGGCCAGCGCGUCAUCUACGUCGCGCUGCGCGGCACCAUCCGGAACCUCGAGUGGGUGGACGUGCUCAAGCCCGACCUGGUCGCCCCCGAUGCCAUCCUGCCGGAGGGCGACCCGGCCCGCGGCCACGCGCGCGUCAUGAAGGGCUGGUACGUCAUAUACACGUCCACCGACGAGCGCUCGCCCUUCUCCAAGUACAGCGCGCGCGACCAGCUGCUGGCCGCGGUGCGGGAGCUGGUCGCCAAGUACAAGGGCGAGAGCCUCAGCAUCGUCUGCACCGGCCACAGCCUCGGCGCGUCGCUGGCCACGCUCUGCGCCUUCGACAUGGUGGCCAACGGCGUGUCCAAGGUCGGCGACGCCCACUUCCCGGUCACGGCCAUCGUGUUCGGGAGCCCGCAGGUCGGCAACCCGGAGUUCAAGAAGCGGUUCGACGAGCUGCCCGGCCUCCGCGCGCUGCACGUCAGGAACAAGCCCGACCUCAUCCCGCUCUACCCGAGCAACCUCCUCGGCUACGCCAACGUCGGCGACGAGCUCUCCGUGAACUCGAAGAAGUCUCCCCACGUGAGGCCGGACACCACCAACGUCGGCGACUACCACAACCUGCAGGGCAUCCUGCACACGGUGGCCGGAUGGAACGGGGAGAAGGGCGAGUUUAAGCUGCAGGUGAACCGGAGCGUGGCGCUGGUGAACAAGUCGUCCGCCUUCCUCAAGGAUGACAACCUCGUGCCGGAGUCGUGGUGGGUGGAAAGGAACAAAGGGAUGGUGCUGGGGCCAACUGGUGAGUGGGAGCUGGAGCAGCCCGCUGAGGAGAACUUGCCCGUCCCGCCGGUCGUGACCGGGAAGGUCAUCGACGACGAUGUCGCUGACACCAUUAGCAGUAAGGAGCCCAAGAUACCAGAGGAUCAAGGCAAGAAGAAGACCAAGGGAACGAAGUUUCUCCCUGCAUGCUUUCGAGGGGUUAAUUAGUUUGUGAAUACGUGAAUGAUUGAACAAUCGUGUGAUUAUUUAUUUAUAGUACUACUGUGAAUAAUGGCUUUUGAAAUUUGAUGGUUUGGUACAAACGUUUAUGUGUGGUGUGUCGUGUAAUCAAUAUCAAUUUUGCUAAGUCUCAGUUGAGUAAGACUUUGUUAUGUCUCCGUGGAUACUAUAUUCCUUUGAUCUUGCAUGAAGAUUUGUAUAAAAAAAUUUCUUUUCAGUA
This is a messenger RNA of Triticum aestivum (bread wheat), 1746 nucleotides long. Its product is annotated as phospholipase A1-II 5. Gene Ontology annotation, molecular function: glycerophospholipid phospholipase A1 activity. The record is from RefSeq and is a predicted model, not a curated record. Lineage: Eukaryota; Viridiplantae; Streptophyta; Magnoliopsida; Poales; Poaceae. Gene Ontology annotation, biological process: lipid metabolic process. The transcript has a single exon. Bases 126 to 1514 code for a protein of 462 amino acids.